This is a messenger RNA of Durusdinium trenchii, 357 nucleotides long. The record is from the annotation of a GenBank genome assembly. Lineage: Eukaryota; Dinophyceae; Suessiales; Symbiodiniaceae.
AUGCAAGCAUUGUGUAGCAUGACCAGGAUGCUCACCCUGUCCAGAGUGCGACUGCUGUGCAGUCUCAGAGCAUAUCAGACGCGCAAGACAUUGGUGAAGCAGCUCAGCUCGAUGGCGGAUCAUGUGUCGACAAAUUUGCAUCGGCAAUCCAAAUUGAGCACAUCAAAUAGGACUCUCUGUCCCUUGACACCCGUCCCUUCCAUCCUAUCUCCCCAUCGAAAGCUCCACGCAGACCCGCAGAAGCGACCCGCCGGGGACCCGCCUGCAUCGAAAGCUCUCGACACGGCAGGUUCGAAGAAGCCACGAAAAAACAUUCAUUGUUCGAUACUGUACUUUGAAGAACAUCACAGAAACUGA